AAAUUAUUUUUUUUUUUUAUAUACUCGGGUAAAAGCGGAGUUGAACGAUCGUUCGCGAGGGUCGCGAGGUUAUCGACCGUUCGCACAAUACACGCGAACUCGUGGGCAACAAUUAACGCGAGUGAAAGGAGCGCGGUUCCUGGAUGCCUCGAAACAACGGCGAACCCUCAUCCUCAGCGUCGGUCGAUGGAUACGAGAAGCACCGUCGCUCGCAGCGAGGUGUUCGCUUCCGGAUGAGACGAAGGAGACUGUCAUCGUGGUCGUUAACCAACGCCGUAUAAAGGAAUGUUGUCCGUUUAACGAUAGAGACGGAGAGGAGUUGAAACGAUCGAGUGCAGUGAGAGAGCGAGAACGAGAGAGAGAGAGACAGAGAUAUCGAGAUGUUGACUCUGAUGUGCCCAAACUGUCGACACCGAUUCCCGGCACCGGGAUGCUGCGAUUCGUCAGUGAUGACGUCUACGCCGAGGGAUCAGUUCUCGACGAUCUGCGGGGGUGACUUCCUCGUGCCUCGAGGAUACCUUCACGGCGGAGGCUGCGUGGUAAACGCACCGACCAUCGUCCAUGGUCCCACGAUAAUUCACGGAUUGGGAGCGGCGCAGGACGUGCUUCACAAUAACCAAAACGAAUUGACGAAUCUGAUCUUACGCAGCGAUCGGCAGAAAGUUGAGCAACCGUCUCAGGUGGAGGGGAAAGGCGGUCGGAUAUCGUCUCACUGUCAGAUCGGAGACACCCGGGAUUUGACCGCGACGGGGAAGAAGCAGCGUGACACCGAGGCGUCAAUCCCCGAGCCAAAUCCCCAGAGAGGAAUAUUCCAGAACCCUCAUCCGAUGCUUUUCCCACCUCCGAGUGGGUGUCAGGAGCUUCCGGGAACGCGGGCGUCUGCAAAUUCCGGUUCGGCGGGCACCGCCUUCGACUUCCGGUUCCCCGACGCCGAGGAAUACGCUGACUGGACACGAAGGAAAAACGGCGAGGUGCCGAAAUUGACGGGUUCAAUCGGGUCGGGGAAUUUGACGAAAUCUGCGGCGGUUUCCGCCGCUGCUGGAACCGUCAUACAAGUCAACGCGACCCUCCAACUUCCGCCGAACGUCGGUCAGUGCACCGUCAGCAUAACGGCGACGGCUAAUUCUAUGCCGAGUUUGAGCAGCUCUAGGAGUCGGAACAACUUCAACGGCGGUGGAAUCGUCGAACCUGAGGGUUUCGGGAACACCGGAUACGGAUGCGACCGCGAGGACAAUAGCCCGACCACUCCUGUUUCCUGGGUUCUACCCUUUCCCUGGGGAACGAACGGGAACUCCGGUAACAACAGCACCGAUUUGGAAAGACUCAGCGCCGCUCAGAGGGUGCUCCAGAUAUCCGGAUGGUACCACGAGGGUCUCAGUUGGCAGCAGAGCGCCGCUUUGCUGAACAACACUCCUGUGGGAUCCUGGCUGAUGAGGGACAGCUCGGACAAGCGGUACAUGUACGCGGUUUCCGUGCAAACUGCCCGGGGUCCGACGGCCGUAAGGGUUCACUACCUCUGCGGGAAGUUUCGACUCGACGCCGAACCCCGCAUGGCGCCGCUUAUGCCGAUGUUCGAUUGCCCUAUUAAAAUGAUCGAGUACUAUAUCGAGUACUCGAAGAAGAUGGAGGAGCAGAAGGAGGUUUGGGUCGAUCACAGCGGGCAGCUAUACAGUCAGAUUUAUCUGACGAAACCUUUGGUCAAGGAGGUCAGAUCCUUGUCGCAUUUCGCGAGGCUCGCUAUUAACAGGAGCAAAAUAUCUACCAAGGAACUACCGGCACCACUCAGGGAUUAUAUUGCGGAGUAUCCUUACACCGAGUGAUC
Molecule: messenger RNA, 1822 nt
Organism: Diprion similis
Lineage: Eukaryota; Metazoa; Arthropoda; Insecta; Hymenoptera; Diprionidae
Exons: 2
Coding region: 381-1820 (479 amino acids)
Biological process (GO): intracellular signal transduction; phosphatidylinositol phosphate biosynthetic process
Cellular component (GO): phosphatidylinositol 3-kinase complex
Molecular function (GO): 1-phosphatidylinositol-3-kinase regulator activity
Source: RefSeq, a predicted model, not a curated record